GAUAUCAGGAGGUAUCGGCAUUUUCGUGGACUUAUCUUAACAAGGGAGGCGAAUUAGCGAGGAUGGCGGAUAGGCGUCAUGGGGACGAGCAUCGCGAUCUUGGCAGAGACACGACUUAGAGAGGUCGGGACGGAAGGCGCGAAGACCCAGAAUAUCGACACCGAGGUAGAAGCCGUGAUGACUACUAUCGAGAACAUAGGAGUGAACGGGCAAGCGGGCCGAGCGAGUUUCACCACCCCCGUGGACGAGGCGACGAAGAAGCAGAUCGAAACGCUGGGACAAACAGUCGCAACUUUCAGGGAAUUUAUCGAGCAGGAAAACAAAAAGAAAGAGGAGAAGGCAAGGAGGAAACAGGAGAGGGAAGAGAACGCGAGGAGGGAGGAGGAACAGAUGAGGAGGGAGGAAAAAGAGAGGAGACGAGAAGAGGAAGACAGGAAAGCAAGGGAGGCACGAGCGGCACGUAAACGCGAAAAGAAUCUCCAUCGAAGAAUAGCGGAAUUGAAGACCGCGAUUAAGGGCAAGCAACCAGUGGCCUCACCUAUGGGAUCAAACGCAUCCUAUUCGAGUGGGUGGGGAGGCAGCGAAAUCGAGGAGAUCCGCGCGAAGACGGAGCGUCUCAAGCUGUCGGAGAAACGAAAGAGAAGCCCAGAUCGGAGAAUUGACAACAGUCCUUCGAUGACUACUCCCGCAAAGCGUACACCAAGGAAGACAGCGGUGAAGCCAGUAAAGCUAGCUGCGAAGCUGCAAGUAACUACGACCAAGGGUGCAAAGGGUCAUGGGAAGCAAGAUGACGGCCGAAAACAGACGACACCGAUAAAGUACACACCCAAGAGAGGCACGCCAAAAGUGAAGAUUCCAACAAAGAUCGGAACCGCUGGACGCACAAAAUACGUUGCUGACAACGUGCGCGAGUUAGCAGAAUGCAACGCGGACGACCUGAAGCGGCUUUGUAAGCAGGAGGAAGUCGAAUACGGCAACAAAGUUAUAGCGGCGAUCAACAUUGCGGAAAAGCGAGCAGUCGAUGCUUAUGGAGCACCGGAGGGAUCCGAAGAGCUGGUCCACUUGGAACAAGUGUACAUUAAGAAGUGGUCGCUCAUUCUGAACACCAGUGGGAGGUUGAGGAAGUCGGGAAAAAAGAAUAACGUACGGAAAGGGAAGAACGAAAGAGCAAACGGAAGUACGCAAGUCGAGUGCUAUGAUGGGGCAUCGGUCCAGAUCGUACGCAUUCGGACUAAGCAGUCAGACAGUUGGCAUGCGGGCAUCCUUAGUGAAUUGAACAAUCAGGAAAGGAAGGGUACUCAAAGCUUUUCGUUACAAUCGACAGGAGGGAACUGCAGGGCUGACAGCUGGAAGAAGGUGAAGAGCGCUUUCGACAGAUCGGCAAUUGUGGUCGAUGGAGUAUCUACAACGCUCGCAAAAUGCAAAAGCGCAAUCGAGAAAGGUGAAGAAUUAGAAGUCAAAUAUCUACGUAAAUGGGGCCCAAGGAUUGGACCGGACAAGAUACUGCUCACGAAGCUGUUGCGCAACCCGAGGAGGAUGGAAGCGAUUAGAGAUCUGGAGGAAGAAGAAAGGUUCAGACUGUACAAGUCGGCUAAAGACUUUCAGAGGAAGUCAACAAGAUCUUACCUGAGGAGGAUCAUAUCACGCGUGAUCAAGGAGAAGUGUGGUUGGGAGAUGGGAGCAGAUUUAAUCGUUCGCGUCAAGUUCGACGACCGAGUGAGCCUAGCGGAGGUAAGGAAGGUUGUUAACGACAAGAUCGAGAGUCUCGACUUUUUGACGUGUAUGGCUCAACGUGCGAGAAGUAAGAUCAGGACAGUCUGGGUCAAGAACCCAACUGUCGCUGAUCUCAUACACAACCAACGCAACUAUGUGCGGGCGGUUGUGUCAACCUGCACAUGUGCAGGUCUCCCUUAUCCGAGGACUAGGGAGCACGUACGAUUUCGCCUGCACGAGUUGGAUGGCGUGCAUCCUAUGUUGUUGAACGCAGGGAACAUUCCUAGAGCACAGCAUCCGGACCGCCUAAAGCUACUAUGUAGGGAGAUUGAAGACUCUUUCAACACAUCGAAGAAGCGUAACACGGACGAAGUGGUGGUAUCACAGAAGGAAGUCAGGAGAUGUAUAGUGGGCAACAACGAGAUCGUGAACAGCAAGUGUCUGGACAUCGCGGACGUGAAGGAGUUACGGGGCAGGUUAGAAGUCUUGGUUCAAACGUCGAUGGACAAAAAUCCCGGAGAGACACUGGUGAUGUGUCCGUAUCUGUACUACGAAGCCAUGAUGGAGGCAUUUGUCACCAACCCUGGUUACGAAGUUACCACAAGCAAGGAGGUGAAUGUGAGGUAGGACGUUCAGACAACAUUCAAGGACAAAGGUAUUACGAAGUUUGCCAAGGUCGA
Chara braunii is the source of this 2393-nucleotide messenger RNA. The record is from the annotation of a GenBank genome assembly. Lineage: Eukaryota; Viridiplantae; Streptophyta; Charophyceae; Charales; Characeae.